Bombus huntii is the source of this 3338-nucleotide messenger RNA. It is a transcript of the gene Naa60, whose product is annotated as N-alpha-acetyltransferase 60. The record is from RefSeq and is a predicted model, not a curated record. The coding region runs from base 352 to 1176 and encodes 274 amino acids. Gene Ontology annotation, cellular component: Golgi membrane. Gene Ontology annotation, molecular function: protein-N-terminal amino-acid acetyltransferase activity; histone acetyltransferase activity. NCBI's taxonomy places the organism in Eukaryota, Metazoa, Arthropoda, Insecta, Hymenoptera, Apidae. Gene Ontology annotation, biological process: N-terminal peptidyl-methionine acetylation. The transcript is spliced from 2 exons.
AAGUUUCAAACGAUGAUAAAAUUAUUUGUUAAAUUGAUAUUUAGAAGUUUUAUUGUUGUAACAAAAAGUUAUCUUUUUAUAAGACAAAAUUUCCUUUCACAAAAGAUUUAAAGAAUCAGAUUGUGAUUGUGUUCAAAUCUUAGAAAUCAAAGAUGAAAAAGACAGAUGGUUCGAGAGAAAAGAAAGAGGUAAACGAGUGAGCAGGAAAGAGAUGACAAUAGGGAGCUAUAGAGAGGGAAACAAAAUGUCGGCAGAUUUCAAUAUGUUUACUAGCAAACGAUUACAUCCAACGUGACAUGCUUGACAUUGUACAAGAAAUGACUAAUGAAAUGGUAGAAAAGUUGUGGCGUGAUGGCCGUAUCUUUUAAUCGAUAUCUCAUUUUACCGGAAAUCGAGAAAAGUGACUUCAAAAUAUCUCAAGAAAACAAGCAUAAAUACACGGAUGAAAGUACCACAAGAAAUUUAUCUAAUGAGCAAAAGACUUCCGUAAUACCGGCAACUGUACCUUUGUGUGUUCUGGGUGAUGUCCAGUUACGUUUCCUGUGUCCAGAUGAUUUGGAGGAAGUACGGGCACUUUGUCAAGAUUGGUUCCCCAUUGAUUAUCCUUAUUCGUGGUAUGAAGAUAUAACAAGUUCCUCACGGUUUUAUGCACUUGCAGCUGUAUAUGGUGGAGUAAUAAUUGGACUCAUUGUUGCAGAAAUAAAGCCUUAUGCUAAGUUGAACACAGAAGAUCGUGGUAUUUUGUGUUCAAGCUUAGGAAAUGAUUGCUUAGUGGGUUACAUUCUUAGCUUAGGUGUCCGUCGUGCAUAUAGAAGAAAUGGGAUUGCAUCAUUAUUAUUGGAACAAUUAUUAGCACAUGUCACUGCUCCAGAACGCUCUUCCGUAAAAGCAGUCUUCCUGCAUGUAUUAUCCAGCAAUGCACCAGCUAUAUUGUUUUAUCAAAGAUGUCACUUUCGAUUACAUAGUUUUUUACCAUAUUAUUAUGUAAUUCAUGGCAAAUGUAAAGAUGGUUUUACGUAUGUCCUCUAUGUCAAUGGGGGCCAUGCACCACGGGGUAUUCGUGACUGGCUACGUCAUAUAGCGAGUGCAAUGGCUAGUCUUGGACCUUGCAGAAUACCACGUUGGAUUUGGCAACGGCUUCUUUGGGUUACAACUAUUCUUUCAUAUCAUAGAUGAUACUUUUUGACAAAUACCAAUGUUAAACCAAAUACUCUUGUGUUUCUCUUGUGUUUAAAAAAAUGCAUAUAGCACAGAGUCUGCUAAUUUGGAUGUUAUGCCUACUUAAGCAAUGAAAUUAUUAGAUUUAUAAUUGUUUUCACAACUUUAGGAGUAAAAUUAUUAUGAGAAAUAAUUUAUUGCUAAAAUGACAAUACUUAACUUAACAAAUAUCAAUUUUUAUUUAGUCAAGAGAAUAUUCAAAGAAUUUUAUUAUAUUUACUCUAACAGAAGUUAUCAAAUUUUAUAAUUCUUUCACCAUGGAUUAUAUUAUUAAAUGAUUUGAUAAUUUAAGGUUUAAGAUAAAUGACAUAAAUAUUAUGUCAUAUAAAGCGUCGAAUAAAGCGUUUAACUGCCAGAGCAUUUGAUCGGUUCAAAAUAUUUAUAUUCAAACAUCUUUUUGAAUACAAUAUUUGCAUGUUAAAGAGAUUUGUAUUUUGUUGAAUAUAACAUUCAUAAAACAUUGAAAAAUAGAACUCGUUGCAGAGUAAAAUAAAGCAUUGGUGACGGGAUAAAACUGAGAAAUUUUGGAAACAUUUAUGACUAUUUUAGCUUUUUCCUAUAUUUUGUUAUAAUUGACUCAAUAUUUUCAUAUGCGUUAUUAUGUUGUUGAUUGAUAUGUAAUUUGCUAUUCCCAACUUUACAAAUAAUUUUAUUAUCAGUUAUUUCACAAAUCUUCAAGUAUUCAAAUUUUAAUUCUAAAUUUAAUCUUAACUAGGUUUUUGAACAGUUCUUUCCAGCAUACUAGUCAUUUUCUUUUGGAAUACUUCCAAAUAUUUUAUUUCAUCUCAAAUACUUAUUCUUAAUUUUGUUAAAAAUGAGAGAUUUGUUUUUUAUUUAUUCAUUUUGAUGACAUUGACAAAUAAAUCAUUUUUUUAUCAUUCUUCAUUUAUUAUAUCAUUUGUUUAAGGUUUUUUCUAAAUAUCUAUUUUAUUUAUGAUUCUUUUGAUUUUAUUUAUGAUUAUGAUUCUUUUUGUUGUUAAAUUCAAAUUCUUUUUAUUUAUCAUUCAUCAAAAUUUUCUACUACUAAGUUAUUCUUUGUUUCUUAUCUUUUAUAUGUCUUGUUUACUUCUUCUGUAUUACUAAAAAAUAGCUUUUCUUAAUUAAAUAAGAAGUACAGACUUCUGGGGCCAUGUCGCCCGUCACCAGUUUAAGCACCACAGGAGGACUAUUUCUCAAGCUUCUCAAACUCAUUAUCACUAAUUCUAACUAAGUGCAAUACUGAUUAUUAUGAUAGUUGAUAGUGUUGGGAGUGACUGCUGAGCAUGUCAUGCUUACUCACAUUUUUUAUUAUAUAUGAAAGAAGACCAUCAUUUUCAAUGCUUCUAAUGAAGCAUUCAUUUUCCAUGUAGAUAUCAUUCUUUAAUAUAAACAUACAGUUAUAAGAAGUCCUCUUUACAAUUAUAGGAUAACUUUCAGUCCCCUUUAGAAAUUAUUUAUCAAUUACUCAGAUAUAUUAGAAUUGGUUAGUUUUUAACGUUUUACAGUUAAGGAAUAAUUUGUUGAAAAAGAAAGCAAAAGUUCUCAUAAUAAAUAUAUCAAUUCAAAUAAGAUUCAAUUACUAUUCUUAUUGAAGUAAUUUAGUAUUUAAUAUUUUCUGUUGUAAAAAUUCACAUAAAUCAUUACAGCUGGAAAUAUUCCUACAGGUAACUCAAUAUCAGGAUAAUGAGGCAGAUAAAUUGUAUUAAUUAUAUUGACUACACUUUAUUAAGUUUUUUUAAUUUAAAAGUAUUAAGCUUUAUAACUUAAAGUUCUAAAGGGGAUUUAGUUUCAGUGGACAUUACUAGGUAUUACAUAGCAAAUAUGAUAUUUUCCAUGGUGAUAGAAUACAUUGAAUUGCUUCUUGUUUUAGGCUGUGCAUGUAUCCUUUAAUUAAAAUGUAAUGUAAUACAUAUUUUCUUUGUAUUUUAUUUUUAUCAAUCAUUUAGAAAUGAGAGCAUUGUUUACAUUUACAUAUUCAAACAAAAGAAGGAGCUUUCGUAUUGAUGAUAUAUAUGAAUGUGAGUCAUGAAUGUGUGUGCAUAUUAUUUAUACAUAAUGUACAUAUAUAUUAAAUGUGUCAGAGUAGUUGUACAUACUAAUGUAUUGACUUUGUUUGUAAUAAAUUGACAUGUUACAAGUUU